AUGACUCAUCGUGCUUUGAAAAGCGGAGCGGAAUCUACAGAAUCAUCAGAAAGCCAAAAAGAAGCGGAAUCUCAAAUCAUGUACGAACGUGUGGAGACUGUGGCUCUUGGAAUUGCACAAGCCUUGUCGUAUAUGCACCAGCGAGCCAUCGUCCACCGGGAUUUGAAACCUGCCAAUGCUGGCUUUAAAAAAACUGCGGGCGAAGUUUGCAUCUUUGACUUUGGAUUCGCGAGAGACCCCACGAGCUGCAACUUGUCUCACUUCAGCAACCGAAGCGAUCAAAGACAGUAUCCAUCGAAACUUGGAAUGCAUGUGGCUCCCUGA
Molecule: messenger RNA, 324 nt
Organism: Cylindrotheca closterium
Lineage: Eukaryota; Bacillariophyta; Bacillariophyceae; Bacillariales; Bacillariaceae
Source: the annotation of a GenBank genome assembly